Molecule: messenger RNA, 1669 nt
Organism: Pistacia vera
Lineage: Eukaryota; Viridiplantae; Streptophyta; Magnoliopsida; Sapindales; Anacardiaceae
Product: protoheme IX farnesyltransferase, mitochondrial
Exons: 7
Coding region: 132-1397 (421 amino acids)
Biological process (GO): heme biosynthetic process
Cellular component (GO): mitochondrion; membrane
Molecular function (GO): protoheme IX farnesyltransferase activity
Source: RefSeq, a predicted model, not a curated record
AAAGCUCAGCGUCCUUCAAAAACAACCCAAAUACUGGAAAAUUCAUCAAUCCAUAAUCGACCGGUGAAAAUGCUCAUCUUUAACAUAGCGUAGCAAUUUCAUCACUUCUAGGUUUACAAGCAUAUCAAAUCAUGUGGAGAAACGGCGUCGUGCGACGACUGCUGUCUCAUUCCCAAUCUCAGAACCAAAAUUCAUCGACUAAAUUAGGGUUUCUAGUCAACAGAAAACCCGAUGGCGUUCCUUGUCGUGCCUCCUCCUCAUCGGCCGCAGCCACAGCCACAGCCACAGCUACAGAUACCGCUACAGCUGCAGCCGCUGAUCUCUCGUCCCUGGUUCGCCACUACGGUCGUUGCUAUUCGGAACUCGCUAAAGCUCGCCUCAGCCUGUUAGUUGUUGCAACAUCAGGAACUGGAUUUGUGCUAGGAAGUGGAUCCGCUAUUGACAUAGUUGGACUUUGUUGGACUUGUACUGGAACUAUGAUGGUUGCUGCUUCAGCUAAUUCUUUAAAUCAGGUAUUUGAGAUAAAGAAUGAUGCUUUAAUGAAGCGAACAAUGCGAAGACCACUGCCUUCAGGCCGCAUUUCGGUACCGCACGCUGUUGCCUGGGCAGCAUCUGUUGGUGUAGCUGGCACUGCUUUAUUGUCUUGCAAGGCUAAUAUGUUGACAGCCGGGCUUGCAGCCUCUAAUCUUAUUCUUUAUGCAUUUGUAUACACACCAUUGAAGCAAAUUCACCCAAUAAAUACAUGGGUUGGUGCCGUUGUUGGUGCUAUUCCUCCCCUUCUCGGGUGGACUGCUGCUGCCGGCCAGGUUACCCUAAAUGGAAUGCUUCUCCCUGCAGCUCUCUAUUUCUGGCAAAUACCACACUUCAUGGCUCUUGCGUACUUGUGCCGUACUGAUUAUGCUGCUGGAGGGUAUAGGAUGCUAUCACUUGCUGAUGCUUCUGGUCACAGAACUGCUUCAGUGGCACUGAGAAAUUGCUUGUAUCUGAUUCCAUUGGGAUAUUUGGCCUAUGAUUGGGGAGUGACUUCUGGAUGGUUUUGUCUUGAAUCGUCGCUCAUCACUCUAGCAAUAAGUGCUGCAGCAUUGUCAUUCUACCAAGACCGGACUACUCAAAAGGCCAGAAGGAUGUUCCAUGCCAGCCUCCUGUAUCUUCCCGUAUUUAUGUCGGGACUCCUCUUUCACCGUCUCACUGAUAACCAACAAAGCCUUACAGAACAAAAUUCAGAGAAAAUGAUUGAGCUUUCAUCUUCCACAGAAACUAUAGUCAAAGAGAGCAGAAAUUCUGGCAGGAAGAACAAGCCAAACAAUACCUCUGUUGACAGAAAAGCACAGCCACCUGUAGCAUAUGCGUCUGUUGCACCAUUUCCUUUCCUGCCUGCUCCUUCCUAUGCCCCCUGAUAUGUAUUGAGUCCUCAAAUUUCUUUUGGUUAACAUAAUAAAUGUGUGAAGGGAACCGUGUAAGAUUUCUGGGUUUUCCAGAACACUUUGGGGGAUUUUUUCCUGUUUUCCUCAUUUCUUUGGGUGGAAUAAGUUUUAUUUUGUUUUCCGGGUUGAUUAUUUUUUAUACACAGCUGAGGGAGGAUAAGAGAAUGAUCUCUAAUCGUGUUGAUCAUUUUAUAAUUUGAGUUUCAAAUGUAAAUGCAUAUAUUAUUGGGUUCUGGGUAUGAUUA